Alosa alosa (allis shad) is the source of this 3188-nucleotide messenger RNA. RefSeq names its product signal peptide peptidase-like 2A. Gene Ontology annotation, molecular function: aspartic endopeptidase activity, intramembrane cleaving. The coding region runs from base 143 to 1738 and encodes 531 amino acids. NCBI's taxonomy places the organism in Eukaryota, Metazoa, Chordata, Actinopteri, Clupeiformes, Clupeidae. Gene Ontology annotation, cellular component: cytoplasmic side of endoplasmic reticulum membrane; lysosomal membrane; lumenal side of endoplasmic reticulum membrane. The transcript is spliced from 17 exons. Gene Ontology annotation, biological process: membrane protein proteolysis. The record is from RefSeq and is a predicted model, not a curated record.
UUGGUUUGUUUUCAACUUCGGGACAGCACUAUGCUGAUAAUCAGGAGAUCCCUUCAAUGUUAGCUAGGUCUAUUAACUUCUUUUGACUAGACACAUAAACCGCGUACUAACAGUAUUUAUACGAAUCACGACUGUCAACAGCAUGUCAAAAAUAUGGAUAAUACUAUCUGUCAUUUUCCUGUCAACUCAGACGUACUCUCAAGAGGCUAUUUUGCACAUCUCGAAUGAAUCCAUCGAUAAAGAGUAUUGUCUUGUUUACAAUGCCGCCUGGACAAAUCUCUCCAACUCUCUCAGAGAUUCGGUGACGUACCAGGUGGUGAAUCUGGUGUCCAGUUAUCUUUGUAACUCCUCUGCUAUAGUCAUCGAUGUGACGGGAAAGGCACUUGUGGUAAUGAGGGGGCAAUGUGAUUUCAGUCAAAAGGCACUGGUAGCCCAAGAAAAGGGAGCUGCUGCUCUCAUCAUUGCCAGUAACAAUACUAUGACUCCCCCAUCAGCAAAUGAAUCAGAAUAUGGCAAGGUUCAUAUUCCACUGGUCCUCAUGCGCUAUCGAGACUUUGUUGAUGCUCAGCAGGUGUUUGGCAAAGAUAUGAGUGCAAGACUGUAUGCCCCCCCUGUGCCAGUGUUUGAUGUAAGCAUUGUUGUGAUGCUGAUCAUCGCAGUGUCUACAGUUGCGCUGGGAGGCUUCUGGAGUGGUGCAGCAGAAAAGGACAAACAGAGUGAAGGGGCUUUUCCUGGGAGGACUGAAGAAACAUCAAGUGGUGAACUGUCUUUGUACUCUCCUCUGAAAGUAGUCAUCUUCGUGGCCCUCAUGUGCACUAUGCUGGUGCUCAUGUACUUUUUCUACAGGUGGCUUGUUUAUGUUAUCAUCGCCAUCUUCUGCCUGGCCUCAGCAACAGCUUUGUAUAGCUGUCUGGAUGCCCUGCUGAAUAAGGUUGGGUGUGGAAUAUGCAGCUUCUCCUGCCACAGUAAAGAGGUCUCUGUGAGAUCCUUAGUGCUGGCGGCCCUGUGUGUCAGCGUGGCUGUGGUCUGGGGAGUGUACAGGAAUGAGGACAGAUGGAUCUGGAUACUCCAAGAUUUGUUGGGCAUUGCCUUUUGUCUGAAUUUCAUGAAAACAAUCACUCUCUCAAACUUCAAGAUAUGCGUGAUCUUGCUGAGCCUGCUGCUCCUCUAUGAUGUGUUCUUUGUCUUCAUUACUCCCUUCCUCACAGCGAAUGGGGAAAGCAUCAUGGUCCAAGUUGCCCUGGGGCCAGAGUCUGCUGGGGAGAAGACUGAUGGUAACAUUGUGGAAGUACCAGCCGACCCCACACCCACCUAUGAGAAACUUCCGGUGGUCAUGAGGGUCCCCAGGUUCUCUGCCUGGGCUCAGAACCUAUGUGGCAUGCAGUUCUCAAUCCUGGGCUAUGGAGACAUCAUUGUGCCAGGCUUGCUGAUCGCCUACUGCCAUAGGUUUGAUGUCUGGACUGGCAGCUCCAGGAGAGUGUACUUCAUUUGUUGCACAAUAGCCUACUUCUUGGGCAUGAUCGUGACUUUCGCGGUUAUGCUCCUGUCCAAGAUGGGACAGCCAGCCUUGCUAUACCUGGUGCCUUUCACCCUCAUCACCAGUGCUGUGGUGGCGUGGAGCCGGAAAGAGAUGCAGCAGUUUUGGGCAGGAACCACUUACCAGGUGUUGGACUCUACCAGGGAGCCUUUAUCGCCAGAUGGAGAACCUGGAUAUGCCAGUGGGGAAAGAAAAUGCUGAUUGUAACCCAUAAGCCACUGGAUGUUUGGAUCAGUAGAUUUCCAUUUUUGUAUACAUGACGCCACCUUUAACACAAAGGGACUUUGGUAAUGGCACACAUUUCAUAAUGAUCAAUCAUGGUUUUAUUAGAUUUUAAAUUGACAUUAAUAGAUUGGUGAUUACUUCUUGAUGUGCUUAAUUGUUCUUGUGAUGCUGUAAAAUCUUUUUUGAAUAUCAAAGGCUACUGCUGACAUUUUUGCCUCAGUGACAGACAAAAGUGACUGGACAAAGCACUUUAAUUGUUUGAGAUGUUUAUUAUCAAAUAACAGACAACUUGUAUAAAAAGGUUUUGUAUCAUUAAUUUUUCAGAGCUUUGGUGUACAUUUUUGGUGAUCGGAAUUUGUUGAGGGAGGGGCCUUAUUGCUGCCUUAAAUUGACCUUUAAAGUGUAAUUCCAGCGAAAAUUUACCCAGGGGUGUUUUUCUGCAUUAAAACGCAUCAAAUAAGCCGAGACAGUAUUUUUCAUUGAUCAACCACUACAGAGCCUGCUCCGGUAUAUGCUAUAGCCCUAAAUUGCAAACAGUGGAUUAGCUAAGGGCCAGAGGUGGGACAAAGUCACUGUUUGGCAAGUCACAAGUAAGUCUCAAGUCUUAACGCUGAAGUCCAAGUCAAGUCCCAAGUCAAGACAAAGAUGUCCCAAGCAAGUCCAAGUCAAGUAUUACCAAGGCCAAGUCGAGUCCAAGUCCAAGUCCUUAUUUUUCGAGUCCUAAACAAGUCACUAUCUUAUUACUGCAUAUUAAUAUGUCAUCAAUCAUGCUUUCUAUAUAUCAUUCUUAUCAAUAUAUCAUAGUUGACAUAUUGAAGUGUUUUAAAACACUUAUAAGUACGGAGCCCCUAAUACGGAGCCCCUAAGGGGACAUGAGCAAAAAAAAAUGUAAAGUUUAGUUUCAUGUGUGCGUGAAAGUUUCGCAUGAGCAAAUGAAAGUUUCGCGUUAGCACAUGAAACUAAACUUUAGAUUUUUUUUGCUCACAUCCUUAGGGGCUCCGUAUAUAAGCACAAGCCCAAAGACAAACAAAGUAGGCUAUCCUUUGUUCUCUUACUGAGGGAUAGAUAAGUGAGCAAAAGCAUUUCUGUCUCCUUACAUGCAUUGUCUUAUAGCUUAGUGAAUGGAAUCUCUCGUUGCAUUGUUAGUGAAAGUGAGCCAAUAAAAAAAUCCCUAAUUACUUGGCCUGGUAUUCACAACGAGUAGGCUACAACUGCCAAUGCAGAUUAAGAAGACAAGACGAUUUAGGCAGAUAUAUUGACUUGAGACUACAGUAUAUUGGGGCGAAGCACUGCUACUUGGGUGCAGAGAUAUCACGCAACACAUAACCUACCUUAUCUCACUCGCCACAGCACAGACAAUCUCUAGGCUACUCUUUAAAAACAGCCCCUACAAGAUGCUUGGCGAUUAUGACCUUGACGAUCGAAA